Molecule: messenger RNA, 2350 nt
Organism: Momordica charantia (bitter melon)
Lineage: Eukaryota; Viridiplantae; Streptophyta; Magnoliopsida; Cucurbitales; Cucurbitaceae
Product: Pentatricopeptide repeat (PPR-like) superfamily protein
Biological process (GO): RNA modification
Molecular function (GO): RNA binding; protein binding
Source: RefSeq, a predicted model, not a curated record
GUUUCCCCUCCCUCCAUUUUCACUGUAUUCCCUCUCAAACUGCACCGCGGUACUCUCCGGAUGUCGCCGCCGUUAUUCUUCCCGCCGGCGUCUCUACGAACUUCUCUCCAUCUCUCGAAUCUUUUCCCUCGAUGCUGAUUUGCCCGUCUACCCACUUCGGCCGUUCUCGUCUGCUUCAUUCCCUUUCCUUCAACGCCCUGAAGGCCUCCGCCGCAGCGGGUUCCUCUCACAGCCUCGUGAUCAAGUUGGGUUUGGUUAAUCAACUCUCUGUCCAGAACAAAGUUUUGGGAUUAUAUGUCAGAUGCAAGAAAUUCAAAGAUGCACGGAAACUGUUCGAUGAAAUGUCUAGGCGAAAUGUUGUGUCGUGGAACACGGUGAUUUGUGGGCUUGUCGAUUGUGGGUAUGGAGGUGAGUUUAAAACGAGGCAGCAUCCGAAUAUUUCGUUUUUCAAGGAGAUGUUGCUGGCGAGGGUAGACCCGGAUGGUGUAACGUUUAAUGGGUUGUUGCGGUCUUGUGUUGUGUUGAACGAUGUUGAAAGUGGUAGGCAAUUGCAUGGUCUUGUGAUGAAAGUUGGGUUUGAUUUGGAUUGUUUUGUGGGGAGUGCUGUGGUAGACUUUUAUGCAAAAUGUGGGUUAUAUGAAGAUGCAAGAUUAGCUUUUGGCUGCAUACUGUAUAGAGAUCUGGUUUUGUGGAAUGUGAUGUUGUAUUGUUAUGUUUUCAAUUAUUUGGGGAGAGGGGCGAUUGAAAUCUUUUAUUUGAUGCAGUUGGAAGGCUUUAGAGGUGAUGAUUUUACAUUCAGCAGCCUGCUCAGUUCAUGCAAUUUUAUAGGAUCAGGGGAAUUGGGUAAGCAGAUUCAUGGUCUUCUUAUAAAACAGUCAUUUGAUUUAGAUAUUCUUGUGGCAAGCUCACUUGUAAAUAUGUAUGCUAAAAACAAUAGUUUACAUAAUGCCCGCAAGGUUUUAGAUGAAAUGCCGACUAAAAAUUCUGUGUCUUGGACCACUAUGAUUGUGGGGUAUGGGCAGCAAGAAGAUGGGAAGGAGGCAGUGCGACUGUUUGGGAGAAUGUUUCGGGAAGAUUAUUGUCCGGAUGAGUUAACUUUUGCUAGCGUGCUGAGUUCAUGUGGCUUUAUAUCUGGGGCUAGUGAGCUGAAGCAAGUUCAUUCCUGCUUGCUAAAAUUUGGUUUCGAAGCAUUUUUGUCGAUUAAUAAUGGUUUGAUAACUGCAUACUCUAAGUGUGGUAGUGUGGCUGCUGCGUUACGAUGCUUUAGCUUAAUUGCAGAGCCGGAUUUGGUAACAUGGACAUCGAUAAUAUGUGGUCUUGCGUUCUGUGGCCUUGAAAGGGAUGCGGUUGAGUUGUUUGAGAAGAUGUUAUCUUAUGGCAUUAGACCAGAUAGAAUUGCCUUUCUUGGAGUUCUCUCUGCCUGUAGUCAUGGGGGAUUAGUAAACAUGGGGCUUCACUACUUCAACUUAAUGACGAAUGGGUACCAAAUUGUUCCCGAUUCAGAGCAUUUAACAUGCCUCAUUGACCUGAUCGGUAGAGCGGGUCUUCUAGAUGAGGCUUUUGAUCUUUUGAAAUCGGUGCCAAAGGAAGCUGGAUCAGAUGCUUUCGGGGCAUUCAUUCGGGCAUGUAGAACUCAUGGUAACCCAAGGUUAGCCAAAUGGACCAUGGAAUUUUCAUCAGAGCCAAAAGAACCUGUGAAUUACUCUCUAAUGUCGAAUAUGUAUGCUUCUGAAGGUAGCUGGUCAGACGUGGCGAGAAUGCGCAAACUUAUGAAGGAUAGUUGUGAACGGAAAUCCCCAGGCUAUAGUUGGAUAGAGAUUGCUGGUUUUAACCAUUUGUUCGUAUCAAGUGAUAGAUCUCACCCGCAGUCUUUAGAUCUUUAUGUGAUGGUGGGAUUGUUACUAAACACGACAAAGAAAGAUUACAUUUCGAUAGCGUCCAAGGUCGAUCUUGCUCCCGAAUGAAUGCCGAAGCUCAAUUGAUCUCAAGUUUCUGUUGGAAUUGCACAUCCCUGUUCGAUAUUCGUCAAAACUAACGUGAUUGGACAGCUCUAAAAGCUCGUAUCAUCGACGAUAAAUUUUCCCCAAAAUGAGGAUGAGUCAAUUUGGGUGCAAAGAUGCAGAAAAAGGUCCAGAGACGUUGAAAUAUUUGAUGUCUACAAUCUUGAAACAGUCUGGAUUCUUGCCUAAUUUAAAACAAGCACCAAACUGAUGCUUUUCUUUACGUUUCGGUCAAUUUGAAACAUCAAUGAGUGUUCAACAACUCCCAGUCUCUGAAGACUUCCCUAACCAAUUGAAGUUGAGUGAAAGUGUAACACUAUAGCAAUGGCCACUGAAUUAAUAUGAAUUAU